Molecule: messenger RNA, 399 nt
Organism: Aspergillus ruber CBS 135680
Lineage: Eukaryota; Fungi; Ascomycota; Eurotiomycetes; Eurotiales; Aspergillaceae
Exons: 1
Source: RefSeq, a predicted model, not a curated record
UUAAACCAUUGUUGUCAGGGUCAUGGUAACAUACAUGAUAAUUUGAGCGACGACCAGAUAAAGUUGAUAUGUGGUAGCUUGGCCGGCGGUGCAGGUCAGGCCGUGAGCACAAUAAUUGAAGUUGUGGAGAGCAAGGUGUGCACUGAAGCCGGCACUGGUCAUCCACUGCAAUCCUGCAAGACCAUAGUUGGGUUCAUUAAGGGCACUGGUCAGGGCUUCACCACUAUAGAGGUCAACAACUAUUGUCCUGCUUUCCUGAGUUUAUUUGUGGGAUGUAAGGGUAAUAAUGCAAAGGCCUAUGCAGAGAACAACAAGAUAGAGAUGACUGCAUUCAAUUCUCAGAAGGAUUACAACUGCGACACUACCAAGGAAAAAUGUAUUGAGACAACCGUUGGCUGA